CUGUUGGGAAAACCAUGAGAGUGGAAUGAACGUGGAAUUAUAACUAAUUUUAGAGAAUUUGUGGUGGGUGGCUGCGAUAAAAGUGGGAUAAUGAUAUGAGCGUCCACAUGGGAAGUAUUUGCCUUAGACAGGUCUGACCCUUAUUUAUGAUGCACUCCAUGUGUUUGUAAAAUCACUACACCAACAUACAAUACCCAUUUUCUUCCUCAUUUGGCUUUUGCAAUUGGCGGAGGAAGAAAAAUGGCGAAAAACGGCAUUCUUGCUCUGGUGAUGGUUUCCGUUUGCCAUAUCUUCGUCAAUGUGGAUGCGUUCACGGCUUCUCCCUGGUAUGGUGCUCAUGCUACUUUCUACGGAGGCAGUGAUGCCUCUGGAACAAUGGCUGGAGCAUGUGGGUACGGUAACACGUAUACGACUGGCUAUGGGGUAGCAACUACAGCUUUGAGCACUGCAUUGUUCAAUAAUGGGGCUUCAUGUGGGCAAUGCUACAGGAUCGUUUGUGAUAAUACCUUGGAUCCACAAUUUUGUAUUAAAGGAAAGUCAAUAACAGUCACUGCAAGUGACUUUUGCCCACCUAACUGGGCUGAACCAAGCGACAAUGGAGGGUGGUGCAAUCCUCCCCGCCCGCAUUUCGACAUGUCUCAACCCGCUUGGCUGAAUAUUGGAAUUUACGUUGGUGGGAUCGUGCCGGUAUUGUACCAAAGGGUCCCAUGCAAGAGACAUGGAGGAAUGAGAUUCACAAUCAAUGGAAAUCCUUGGUUUAACCUUGUAUUGAUAACCCAUGUGGGUGCGGCUGGAUCUAUUAAAGCUAUAUCAAUCAAAGGCUCAAACACUAAUUGGAUUCCCAUGUCAAUUAAUUGGGGAGUAAACUGGGAAUCCAGUACCUAUCUCAUUGGCCAAGUUCUCUCCUUUGUGAUCACAGCAUCUGAUGGAGAAGUCGUUCAAUGUCUCAACAUUGCGCCUUCAAACUGGGGAUUCGGCCAGACCUUCUCAGACAAAGAUUGUCAGUUCCACAGAUGAAACCGUGGUUUCGGUCUCCAGGGUUGUUUGUGGUUUCAGUUGCUGCGGCGAGCCUUUUUGUUUAUAUCGAAGCAGCCCAGCCGCCAUUCUUUCAUGGUGUUCUUGAGCUAGGCAAAAGCUGUGUGUCAAUAGAGUGGAUAUAUUUUUUGGAUGAAAGAAUUUGGCACCUUCACUCAGUGAUAGUAUCUCACUGUUUGAUCAUUGAUGUGAUACGUAUCCAUUUUAAUGUACAAAAUUCCUUUCUUAACUUGGGUGAAUCAUUUUUCCUUUUAAAGGUAAAUGAUCCAGAAUGCUUGACCUUGUGCAACCUUAAGAAAUGC
Messenger RNA from Rhododendron vialii, 1337 nucleotides. Its product is annotated as expansin-A1-like. Gene Ontology annotation, cellular component: extracellular region. The record is from RefSeq and is a predicted model, not a curated record. Lineage: Eukaryota; Viridiplantae; Streptophyta; Magnoliopsida; Ericales; Ericaceae. Gene Ontology annotation, biological process: plant-type cell wall organization. The coding region runs from base 241 to 1017 and encodes 258 amino acids. The transcript is spliced from 3 exons.